Spinacia oleracea (spinach) is the source of this 1139-nucleotide messenger RNA. RefSeq names its product GDSL esterase/lipase At5g62930. Lineage: Eukaryota; Viridiplantae; Streptophyta; Magnoliopsida; Caryophyllales; Amaranthaceae. The coding region runs from base 125 to 865 and encodes 246 amino acids. The transcript is spliced from 6 exons. Gene Ontology annotation, molecular function: hydrolase activity, acting on ester bonds. The record is from RefSeq and is a predicted model, not a curated record.
AAUAAAAUAAAAUUCGGGUUCGAUCACAUCCCAAUUUGUUCCUCAAUUUUAUCGACACAGUUCCAACAAACUUUCACUGGUUCUUCACUUCUUUGCCCAUAUCUCUGAAUCACAGUGGCUCAAGAUGAAAGGCAUAAGGCCACAAAUCAUACUAUUUGGGGACUCCAUCACACAACAAUCCUUCAGCCCUAGUGGUUGGGGCUCUGCUCUUGCUGACAAUUUCUCUCGCAAGGCUGAUAUACUGAAUCGAGGUUAUGGUGGGUACAACACCAGAUGGGCAUUGUUUCUCUUGCAUCAUAUUUUCCCUCUUCUGGGCUUGGCUAAUCCUCCUGUUGCGGCCACCAUUUUUUUUGGAGCUAAUGACGCGGCUUUGCUUGGGAGGAAUAGUGAACGGCAACAUGUUCCUAUUGAGGAAUACAAAGAGAACCUUAGAAAGAUUGUUCUGCACUUGAAGAGAUGCUCCCCCACCAUGUUAGUGGUGCUUAUAUCUCCCCCACCUAUUGACGAGCAAGGCCGCAUGGAAUAUGCACAGUCAGUGUAUGGUGAAAAGGCAAUGAAGCUUCCAGAACGAACAAAUGAAACGACAGGGGAAUAUGCAAAUCAGUGUGUUUCAUUAGCAGAGGAAUUGGGUAUUCCCUCCAUUAAUCUAUGGUCUAAGAUGCAAGAAAAUGAGGGCUGGCAAAGAAAAUACUUAAGUGAUGGGUUGCACCUGACAUCCGAAGGAAAUGCAGUUGUGCACAAAGAGGUGGUUCAAGUCUUUAACCAAGCUGGUCUUUCUGCUCCAAGUAUGCCUAAUGAUUUCCCUCAUCACUCAGAAAUCGAUCCAAACAACCCCGAGAAAGCUUUCACCAUACAAUGUACAUAAUGGUAUUCAAUUCGUUCAUUUGCUGCAAAACUUUGAAUCCUUUUUUUUUCUUUCUUAGAACUUGUGGGUGUAUAGUGUAUCCACUCUGCUAUUAUCUUUUGAUUGAUUCAUUGUAAAGGUGUUCGGAUUUUGUGGUUUUUCAUGGCUAAAUUCUUUGUACAUGCCAUUUUUAGGUUCGGUUCUGUUACUAUAACUUCAGACCGCGAAGUGGUAGAAUACACAUACAGUUAUCAUUUUGAUCUGAUAGUAAAUAGCAUGUGUCCCAAUUUGUUCA